CCGUUCAUGAAACCCCGCUAUACGUUGUCAUCAUGGAAGCAUUCGUAAAGUGCCGUGAAACCCGACCUCAACUUCUUCAAAGCCUCCUGGCCGCUCUUCCUCCACUUGACAAGUCCCUUGAGGAAUUCCGCGACGUCGUAAUUCUACCUGAUGGCUACAAAAUCGACCUUCAAGUCGUCCGCCCGCGCGGCGUAGACGAGUUAAAGGCGGACAGGCCUCUCAUCCUGCUCUGGCCGGGCGGCGGUUUCAUCGUUGCCGGCGUCGAGCCGACAACCCGCCCCGCUCGAGAAUUCGCACUCGAGUUUGGCGCUGUGGUAGUCAACGCGACGUAUCGUCUCGCGCCUGAGAACAAGUUUCCCAGGUCUGUCAAGGACGGAUGGGAGACAGCUGUCUGGCUUUCGAAGAACGCUAGUCGGUUCGGGGCGGAUAUCAGCAAGGGCUUUGUCGUUGGCGGGUGGUCUGCCGGUGCGAAUAUUGCCGCGGUUGUUAGUCAGAGGUCUGGCGUCGAGGGACUGGGCAUUACCGGUACGCUUCUGGGUAUCCCAUUCUUGCUUGUCAAGGAAAUUGUGCCGGAGAAGUAUGCCAAAGAGUGGGUUUCCCGCGAGACCAGCGCCGAUUGGAGCCCGACUUUUACUACCGCUGUCAUCAACGAUGUGUCGAAGGCGCUGGAGGCGGAGAUCAAAUCGCCAUGGUACUCGCCUUUUAACGACCCUGAAGCUAUCCCGAAGUCACCAAAGACUUAUAUCCAAGUUGGCGAUCGAGACCCGUUGAGAGAUGAUGGAUUAAUUUACGCAAAGGUUUUGAAAGAUAAUGGGGUCGAGUCGAGAGUUGAUAACUAUCCUGACUGGGGACAUCAAGGCUGGACUAUAUUUGCUCCUCAAGACUCGCCUGCGGAGCUGGGGCCGAAUACGAUGAAGGGGAUGCGGUGGCUGUUGAGAAUUGGGAAGGAGUAGACUUCAGCGAAGGAGACUGAAGUUUCAGGCAAUCUUGGAAAAAUUUAGUAGAUUCAGAGAAUUCGCGCAUAAUAAAACACAGAUAGAGAGGAC
This is a messenger RNA of Colletotrichum phormii, 1046 nucleotides long. RefSeq names its product Alpha/Beta hydrolase protein. The record is from RefSeq and is a predicted model, not a curated record. Bases 33 to 953 code for a protein of 306 amino acids. Lineage: Eukaryota; Fungi; Ascomycota; Sordariomycetes; Glomerellales; Glomerellaceae. The transcript has a single exon. Gene Ontology annotation, molecular function: hydrolase activity.